This is a messenger RNA of Argentina anserina (silverweed cinquefoil), 1378 nucleotides long. RefSeq lists its product as uncharacterized. Gene Ontology annotation, molecular function: protein binding. The record is from RefSeq and is a predicted model, not a curated record. Bases 83 to 931 code for a protein of 282 amino acids. Lineage: Eukaryota; Viridiplantae; Streptophyta; Magnoliopsida; Rosales; Rosaceae. The transcript has 3 exons.
CAUUUAAAAACUGAGAGAGCUGUCACAGCUUGGAGAAAAUCCCAAACCAGUCGGCCCUCAAACUCCGGCGGAGAUUGGUCGGAUGGCAUCGGCGCCGGCGAACAAGAUCGAGAGGGCCCACCAGAUGUACCGUGAAGGCAAGUACGAGGAGGCUCUGGGUUUCUACACGGAGGCCCUAUCCAUGGCCAAGACCAACCCCCAGAAGAUUGCUCUCCACAGCAACAGAGCCGCUUGCUUCCUCAAACUCCACCAUUUCCAAAAGGCUGCAGAGGAAUGUACCUCAGUGCUUGAGCUUGAUUACAAUCACACUGGAGCAUUGAUGUUGCGGGCUCAGACACUGGUGACACUGAAGGAGUACCGGUCAGCACUCUUUGAUGUUAAUAGGCUCAUAGAGUUAAAUCCAUCAUCUGAAGUGUAUCAAAACCUUGAAGCUCGUUUAAGGACGCAAGUGUCACUGGCUCCAAUACCCGAGUCCGAAGCUGAGCUAGAAGAAGAGGAAGAAGACGAGGGUGAAGUCGAGCCAAAAAGACAUCGGGAGAGAGGAGAGCAAUACAUAGGAAAAGAAGAUGUAGUACCUUUGAGGGAAGGAAGGGAUCGGCUUGCUGAGGUUAAUAGGACUACUAUUCCCUAUGUUAUCCCAUUUAAGACACCAACACAUAAGGACUCUGCUGAUCAAGGAAGGGAUCCAAAAGAAAACUCUGUGAAGACUACUUCCCUGGCUAAAGAUGCUACACCAGAGAAAGUAUCACCUGAAAAAGAAAAGGGAUGGCAAGCAAUCCCAAAACCAAAGGGACACUCCUCUCUGGACUAUGGGCGGUGGGACAGUGUGGAAGAUGACUCUAGUGAAGAUGAUGAUGAUGACGAUGAGGAAGACUCUCAACCACAGUAUCGGUUCCGUGUUAAAACGGUUGGUGUUCGGCCGGUAAAAUGAUGAGAAAAUUAUACAGUACUUAAACUAGACGGUCAUGAUCAUAGUGAGUUCAAGUUUGGUUUCAUACUCUGAGAUUUUUUUUGGCUAUGAGAAUCCAGCUGUGACAUGUUAGCAAACUUGACAACUGUAUUGUCCAAACAUUCAGGAUUUUGCAUUCGGUUCAGUUCAGUUGGGCUCGUCGAGUCAGUGCAGUUGUAUAUUGCGCUCUGCCAUGUUCGAAUUAUACAUGCUGCAGCAGCGAACUUAGGGGAGGCUCGGUCUACAAUUGAGAUAAUACUUGCACCUAUUGAUUAUCACUUACGAGCGUCUUGCCUUCAUUGCUGCUUUUAUGUAAUUAUGUGUUGUAUAUUGUAUGUGAUGCUUGUUUGAAAAGCAUGGAAAUUGGAUGUUUACACGACAGCUGAUACAAAGAUUUCAAUAUAGAAUUUUUUUUAUUACUCUUUCUGG